AUGAAACAGCAUGAUCAUAUCAAGGACUCCAUGAAUAAACACUACGAACAAAUGCAACCAGGACAAUCCUGGAGCUUAGAUAUUCGUGGUCCUUUAGGAAAGAACCUUGCAAAAGUUGAUAACUACUUAUUAUUGAUGGUAGAUAAUGUUUCAAGAUUUUUACUAGUAUCCACACAUACGAAUAAAAAUAAAGAAACCAUUUCUCUGCAAAUCAAAAAUAAUAUACAGUACAUCGAAAAGCAAUAUGAUCGAAUUGUAAAAGAGCUUAUUGUUGAUAGAGGAUCUGAAUUUACUAAUGAUUCUCUAAAAACAUAUGUAUCGGAGAAAGGUAUUAAAUUAAUGCUUACCGAUACAAACGACCAUGCUUCCAACGCUCGUGCAGAAAGAUUCAUUGGUAUUAUGAACAAUGAUAUUAGAACAUUAAUGCAUAACAGUGAUCUUCCUUGGGCACUCUGGAAAUAUGCAGCUCUUGCAGCUGCUAGAAUCAGGAAUUUGUUCAUGACUAAGAAGUUAAAUUGUAGUCCAAUGACCACAUUAUCAGGAAAGAAUGAACAAAUUCGAUUUAAUUCCUUCUUACCGUUCGGUGCGCAUGCGUUCGUAAAAAAUCAAACAAACAACAAGUUAACCAAUCAAGGUAUACCAGCCAUAACCUUGUGUAAGGAUCCAAAUUCCUUUGGUUACUUGUUCUAUCUACCACAAACUCGAAAAGUCAUUAGUACUAUGAGUUAUAUAUUGGCUAAUUCUGAAGUAAACGGUGAUUUCAUAGAUCCAAAUAAGGUCUUAAGUGAAAUCGUUCCUGAUAACGAUGACACAAAUGAAGUCACAUCAGAAGAUGCUCUUGAAAUUGAGGCUGAACCCAGUAAUGCUGAUGACAUUACUAUUAUCAAGGGAUUGAAAAUGACACUCAGUAUAAAAUUCCGCCCAAUAUUCAAGAAGACACUGUCUAUGGUCUGGAUACUAUAA
Tetrapisispora phaffii CBS 4417 is the source of this 963-nucleotide messenger RNA. RefSeq lists its product as uncharacterized. The transcript has a single exon. Gene Ontology annotation, molecular function: nucleic acid binding. The coding region runs from base 1 to 963 and encodes 320 amino acids. The record is from RefSeq and is a predicted model, not a curated record. NCBI's taxonomy places the organism in Eukaryota, Fungi, Ascomycota, Saccharomycetes, Saccharomycetales, Saccharomycetaceae. Gene Ontology annotation, biological process: DNA integration.